AUUUCAGUGGUUGGGAGAAUGGAUGGGUACACAUAUCUAUCCAAUUUGGUGUACUCUCCACAACCAAAUUUCUCUACCAAUUCGCUCUGGGAAUGGGAAUUGAAUCAAGAGAGUUACAGAUCAAAGGUUUAUUACAAUAUCUCUGAGUUCAAUGUGCCAGAAUUCGAGGAGUUUGAUCCUACUCCUUAUGGUGGUGGUUAUGAUCAAGCUCUUACUUAUGGGAAACCUCUUCCACCUUCAGAUGCAAUCUGUUAUCCCCUUUCAAUUCCACAGCCUACAGAACCCAUUUCACCACCACCCUUGCAGGUUCCCACAAACGGAUCUACCAAUCUGCCUAAUGGAGGAGAAGAGGAGGUUGAACACAGCAAAAGCCCUCCUAACAGGAAGAAGAGCACAGAGGAGGACCAGCCAUCUUAUGGAGGAGAAGAAAUCUUCUCUCAUGGAGACUAUGGUGUUCCUGGGAAUGGCUUUGAUAGUGGGUAUGAGUAUCCACUAGAUUCAUUCUAUCCAGGUUGGUCUGAUUAUAAUUAUGGUGAUGGGUAUGGGAGGCAAGAGCCUCAAACUUCUUGGUCUGAUUGUGGGUAUGAUUAUGGCUAUGGAAGUAAGGAGCUUGAGCCUCAAGCUCCUGAAUAUGGAAUCUGUGCAAGUCUGUUUGGUUAUUGGCCUUGCCUGUCUGAAAAAGAGAAAGAGCAGAGGAAACAAAUUGGUGAGGAACAAUGCUAUGGGAACCAGUGGAGUUCAACAGCAGAUUUUCUAUUUGGAAGCAUGUAUCCAUAUGGUGAAAGGAGGGACAAUGGAGAAGUUAACAGUGGAUAUGAAAGGUACUACCAAGAGCAGCAUAAUUACAAGCAAAAAGAGUGUAAUGUGCCCCUCUGGGUUCAGAAUGGGAGCUACUAUCAAGCUUCUCCCUCUCAUUACAUUGAUGGGGAAGACUCCUACUGGGAAGAUUCCUACAAUCAGAGCAAAUACUAUGAUGAAUGAUCCCUGUGAAGUUUGUAAUCUUUCGCAAAUCCAUUACUUCUGCUUUUAUAGUGUAGAUACUUCCAUGUAUGUAACUGUGCGAUUUCAAUCAAUUAAUUUCUACUGGAAUUCUCUUU
Molecule: messenger RNA, 1097 nt
Organism: Telopea speciosissima
Lineage: Eukaryota; Viridiplantae; Streptophyta; Magnoliopsida; Proteales; Proteaceae
Exons: 2
Coding region: 19-981 (320 amino acids)
Molecular function (GO): phosphatidic acid binding
Source: RefSeq, a predicted model, not a curated record